Limulus polyphemus (Atlantic horseshoe crab) is the source of this 678-nucleotide messenger RNA. Its product is annotated as leucine-rich repeat extensin-like protein 2. NCBI's taxonomy places the organism in Eukaryota, Metazoa, Arthropoda, Merostomata, Xiphosura, Limulidae. The record is from RefSeq and is a predicted model, not a curated record. Bases 1 to 678 code for a protein of 225 amino acids. The transcript has a single exon.
AUGAAACGAUGCUACGAUGAAACGUACUGUAACACAACAGAGUCUCCACCACAUGCCCCGUACUGUAACACAACAGUGUCUCCACCACAUGCCCCGUACUGUAACACAACAGAGUCUCCACCACAUGCCCCGUACUGUAACACAACAGUGCCUCCACCACAUGCCCCGUACUGUAACAUAACAGUGUCUCAACCACAUGCUCCGUACUGUAACACAACUAUGUCUCCACCACACGCCCCGUACUGUAACACAACUAUGUCUCCACCACAUGCCCCGUACUGUAACACAACAGAGUCUCCACCACAUGCCCCGUACUGUAACAUAACAAUGUCUCAACCACAUGCCCCGUACUGUAACACAACUAUGUCUCCACCACACGCCCCGUACUGUAACACAACUAUGUCUCCACCACAUGUCCCAUACUAUAACACAACUGUGUCUCCACCACACGCCCCGUACUCUAACACAACUAUGUCUCCACCACAUGCCCCAUACUAUAACACAACAGUGUCUCCACCACAUGCCCCAUACUAUAACACAACAGUGUCUCCACCACAUGCCCCAUACUAUAACACAACAGUGUCUCCACCACAUGCCCCAUACUAUAACACAACUGUGUCUCCACCGAAUGCCCCCACUGUAACACAACUGUGUCUCCACCGAAUGCCCCCACUGUAA